This is a messenger RNA of Blepharisma stoltei, 639 nucleotides long. The record is from the annotation of a GenBank genome assembly. Lineage: Eukaryota; Ciliophora; Heterotrichea; Heterotrichida; Blepharismidae.
AUGAUAAAUAAAUCUCCCAUUUCAAGUAAUUUAGAAAAGCGAGGACUUACUUCAAGUUUAACGUUCAGUCAUUCAACUUCUUCCCUAUUUGAGAGCAAUAAGCCAAGCAAGCAUAUUUCUCAAAAAAGAAUCGAACAGGAAAGUCUGUCCAGGAGAACACUUGAUCCUACCUUUCCAGAAAGACCAAUUGAAUAUAAGCAGGGUAAAAAAAAAAUUAAUCCUGCUCAUAAUAAUAAUUUUUGGGAUAAAAGUAGUGCAAGUUCAGAUUUUGAAGCUAGAUCAAACAAUCCAACGCUAACAACAAGUAGGGAUAAUCCAUUAUCUGGAGAAGUUUUUAAAGUAAAUGAAAGUCCGAAAAAACCGAUUAGGUCACAAAAAUAUCUUGAAAGCCAAAUUUCAUGGCAACCAGAAUCAAAAUCAAAUUACUAUGCACCAUCAAUACAAAAUAAAGUUCCAAAAACAGCAUCGUCAAUAGAUUUCUUGCCAGGAUCUUUCUUUGUUAAGGCAGAAGACAACCAUAAAAGUCAGAAAAGACUCAAUCCUUUGAAAUAUGAAACAAGUUUAUUUAACUCAGCAGCUGAAAAACCUUCGAUUACAGGAAGAUACGAAGCUGAUGAUAGCAGAAGCCAAAGAAAAUAA